AUGCAGUCCGCUGGCAGUAUGGUUGGGACGGAAAAUAGCAGGAGGAGGACACAUACAAGGUACACAUCUCGGCGCCAUUAUUUCGCCGAUGGGAAUGAUGGCAGCAGAUCUGAAGGGGGAGGGACGAAGAUAGUACGGACGGGCUUCAUCCACGAUGACCAAAGAAACGCGAUCAAGGAAGAUGUUGUCUCAGAUGCGUUUAGGACACUCAUAGACAAGAUCCCAAUACAUGUUGUUCUUGGCGGCAUGGGGUCAGGGAAGACACACCUCGUGGAGCAGGCGCAUUGUGAGGUGAACAGGAGACUCAAGGGGAGGGUUGAAGUUCCCCCAGCCUCUCGCAAGAUGCGAACGGUCUAUGUCACGUACACACCUCAACGAUCGAUGUCUCUCUUGCAAAACACUUGCAAUCUGGUCAAGGCGCUGAUGGUUGAGAUGGAAGAAUGCAAUCCGGCUCCCGAUGAUUUUUUGUUGCCUCAUUCAGAGCUGAACAAGUUCUAUGAGAUGUGCGAGAGAGAAAACUUCGAGCUUCGAGCUUGGGGAGGUAUCAAGAUGUCACUGUGUGACAUUCUGACAUCACUGUUCACCGCAUUUUUGGAUAGAAAGGGGAGUUUGAUGUUGUUUCUCGAUGGUCUCAAUGCUAUGCAGCAAAUCAUCUUCGGCAGAGCGGUUCUUAACGCUCGCAGUGAUUUGAUAGGUCGACUCAGUGGAAAGACAAAGAACAAAGGAGGGUUGGAAGUGAACAUUCAUAUCCAGGCCGUGAUCACUUGUAAUUGCCUUGCAAAGGAACUUUGUGAGCGGAAUGGCUAUGUGGUCAAAAUCCACAGGGUUGAAUGUCUGGAUCGGAAGGCGAGCUAUCAUCUGUUCCGCUCCUUGUCUCCUCGAGCAGAUGGUUCCUUAGCUCCCACUCUCGUUCCAGAGACUUCUCCUGGAAGUUUCCACGACCUGACUUGGAAAGAGGUCUCCUGCUUCAUUCCAGACCACUGCUUUCGACCGUUGACGAUCCAAUUGGUAGUAAUCUUCUCCGCACUUGGCGGGAAGAGAGAUGAAGAAGGAACAUUCAGUGAGACAUCGGAUUCUUUGAUCUUGACCUUGUGGCUGCGUAUCCUUCAGCUCCUUGAACAGAAGUUUGGCAAGGAUGCGAUCUUAGAUUGUUUCGGGUCAAAGAAUAGACAUGAAGAUUUUGACGACAGGAAUGUGCAGGUUGUGAGAUCUUUCCUGUUGCCAAUCUUGAACGAUGGACGAUCAAAAACUUCUUUGAUGCUGAAAAAUGCAAUGCUGGAACAGACUCUGCAAGAGAGGUACGAGAAGCCAAGACGAGAUUUGUUGGGUCGAUUGUUGGAUUCCAAAGUUGAGCUGCAGGGGGAUUGCAAACGCUGUGCUGCUCAGAUUAUGACAGACAUGAGCGAUGUGAGUACCAAAGAUGCUUGUCUGCAGAUUCUACAAGUUGUUUCUUGGAUUCAAGAAUUUGAAAACAUUCGAACAUUGAGCAUCGUGAAAGGUUGUGAAAGGAUGUUGAGUUCGGGAGUGAGGAGCAAUCCUUCAGGCUGCAUGCAGCUCGUAAAAUUUGUACAUCUGAAUCUUCCUUGGAACUGUAGAAAGGAUGGAUGGAAGCAAACAUUUCGUGACGACUCAAAACAGGAUGUCCCUUCGACAGCAAAGUCAUCAACGUGCACUCCUGUCUCCCAUGGAGUCAGGGGUGAGCACAGCUUUCUUAUGAAUGACAUGGAAUGGGCAAGCUAUGUCUGUAUUGAGAUGUUGAUGACGAUGUAUGAGAAGCGGGUUUGCAUCAAUGACAAGUCUUCGUGCCACACGCUCCUUAUGAUGUCGAUGAUCAUCGUCACUUUGAUGGAGUUGAAAGUUGAGCUGAAGCAAAGGACAAUCAAGGGUCAAUUCUUGAUCAAUCGUGUCUUCCUUCCAUUGUACAAUGACCUCAGAACAAACUCGCAGCAACUUCUCAGUGAUUUCAUGCUAUUUGUCCCUGAGUUGGAUGACAUGAGAAGUUUGAUUUCCUCUGGCAGGAUGCAGGAAAGCAACCAUGAUGAGCUAGUUCAUGCCAUUACAGCUCGAGAUCUCAAUAGAGUGAAAAGCCUGAUGUUGGCAUCAGCACAAUCAGAGUACAGUCCAUCCAUCUGGUGCAGAAACCCCCUUGAUGUUUGCUGUCUCAUGGGUGACCCGAGAUGGUUCGAGGACAUGAUGCAUGCGAUGAAGGAAAUUUCGACCCAAUCGAGAAAUGGAGUUCAGUUUGAACUGUCAUCCAGCACUACUCAUACCAUCGCAUGCCGAGUUUUGGCAUCUCUCAACGCUUUACAGAGAGCCCAAUCGUUGAAACCAUUCGAUGAGUUGAUGAGGGAGAACAGGGAGAGUAAGAAAGACUCCACUGAAGUGGGGAAGCAUGGGGGUAAGGGUUUCCGACAACGAUGUGCAGCUCUUAAACAGUCUUUCGAAAUUUUGAAUUUGAUUUUAGAGUACAAGAUAGACGUCUUUCAUGAAGUCGGGAACAGCGGCAAAAAUUCAUCGUUCCUCUCAUCGCUUCAAGAAUCUGAUCGGAGCCAAACAGCUGGGAUCAUGCAGAAGAUUCUGAAUGAUUUCUGCGAUCUCAACGCAGCAGCGACGAUCGGGUUUAUGUACAAAGAACAUACUGAAUUUGCGACAAGGACGAUGGCAAGGAAUUUGCCAGCCAACUUGAGCAUGGACGUGAGCUUGCAGAUGAGAUAUCAGUGGCUCUCUGCUUGUACCUCCAACACGCUCCUGCAGCAGGACGCGAUGGGUCGCACCCCCUUGCAUGCAGCAAGCCUGUCGGGAGAUGAAGAAUCUCUUGAGAAGCUGUUAGAGUUGCGAUGCGAUGUGACUUGUCAGGACUGGAAGGGGUGGAAUGUGCUUCAUGUGGCGUGUGACAGCGGAAACACACAAGUUGUUUGUUCACUUCUCAAAGCCGAUCGUAAGAUCGCCAUGGCUGUUGAUGGUACAGGAAGAACACCUUUACAUGUUUGGAACUAUCAGUCCAAUCGACACGUUUGCGAGGCCUACCGAACUCUAGCUGCCGCCUCCACUUGCUCCCCCUGCAAGUUCAUCUUCCUCUACGGUAUCACGAUUGUAUUUGAUUCUGGUUUCGUAGUUGGACACCGACGUCACAUCGACCGAAGAAGACUGCUUGGGUUUGCCAUAGAAAGCAAGAAUGAAGAAGUCGUCGAGGCCAUUGUGAGACAAAAGAUCGUCAUGAGUAACGACGAAGACAGGGUCGACCUGUCAACGCUGGGCAGAAUCUGCAAGCUCUCUCUCAAACUUGAUGUUGAUGUCUUCCGCGAACUCUGGGACAACCUGGAUGACAUCACUCGAUGGCCUUCUUACAUCUCUCUGCCUUUCAUUCACUUUGUCCAAAGUCACGCAACUUCGUACUCAAGGAACAAUCGCUCGCCAAGUGGUCAAAGGGAAGUCAUGAUGAACUCACUGCUUGAUGAGAAAAGCCUUCUCUACGUUGCUGUAUCGAACAAGAACUUCAUCAGCGUUGACAGUCUGCUCAGCUUCAAAGCAUGUCCCAAUACCGCUCAUCAGGUCCAACUCGACAAAGAGUUAAGACGAUGCGGUGUCCUCUCGGACAUCACAUCGUUCAUGUUGAGAAAUGUCAUCAACUUACCUUGUUACAAACAUCUCCCGCUUAGCCUUGCUUGUGAGACAGGACAGGCCUGUGUCGUGGACAUGCUGAUAGCGAGGGGAGCAGCACAGCUCAACGUGCUUAGUUCGCAGCCGCCUGGUGAUCAUGGUCGACAUGACGUCAGUUUCCUUUACGAAUCUCCUCUCUCCUCAUCCAUCACGGCCAAGAAGACAUCUAUCAUAUGGUCUCUUCUGCGAAAGAAUGCUGACGUCACGAUUGGGAGCUUCUUCGGCCUGCGAGCAGGCACAGACAAGUUCAGACUCGUUUACGUCUCAGCUCUUCAUCUGCUCCUGCGCGUGGCACCGACAGCAGACAGACAUUCGCCAUCGUUCUCGUCGUCUCAAUCUGAAUGGAAGAAGCUUGCAAACCUUAUGGCUGAACGGGUUGAGAGAGACGCCGAUGUGAUGUUGUACAGAGAUGAAAACGAGGACAAUGUCUUGUCCCUUUGCUGUAGAAAGCAUUACGACGAGUGCGGAUUGCAGAUAAUCAGGAAACUCACACAAAACGAAGAUCACCUUGGCAAACUUUGCAAUGAUCUACCAAAUCUUUGCAUAGCAGCUGUACGAUGCGGGAACAAGACGUUGGUGAGGGAAAUCUUCCGGCUCGUGUCAUAUCAGCAAUCGAGGAGCUCUGGAUCUCAGAAGCUUCCUGAUGGCAGCGACGACUUGCUUUUCUUCUUUCAGCACCUCUCACCAAUCAGCUCGGGCGGAAAGCAGCUUUAUCAUCACAUGCUUGAUCUCUCUUCGGGAAAGUCGUUCGUCUUGGCUGCUUUGGAGAGCAGGAAGUGGUCUUCCGUCCUUGAGAUGUGUGAGUUCUUCCUGGAAAGCAUUUUCGUGGUGAAGGUUUCGACGACCAUGACAACAAGUUCAACAUCGUUGUCGUCUUAUCCCUCUGCUGUACGGGAUCAUCUUUGUAUCACGGACGAUUUCGUGUCAAGAUGCUUCGGGGAGGCCCUGCUGCUCGCAAGAAACGUUUGCUCUGAGACGAUGCAAAGCAGCUGCAAAGAUCUCAUCAGCGACAUCGAGACGUCAUUUGUCAAGGGACUCGACGAGGGCUGCCACGACGAUCACCUCAGAUACUUGUUUCAAGACGAUUUGAACUUUGCAAUGUUGGAUCAAGACAGCAAAGUGGUGUUGAGUUGUAUGUUUGCAGUGUCUGCCAAGGCGAAGAACUUGGACGAGAGGACUGUCCAAGAGCAAAGUGAGAGGGUUCGUGACAAGAAAGCGGCUCUUGAAACGAAGGCAUCAUCAGCUCAGUCGGUGUUUGGAAGUUUGUUGGAAGAUGAGGAAGAAAGAAAAGAGACGAGUCAGAGACCAGCAGUGGCUGCAGAUGGUGGCAAGGGGCAACGGGAGGGAGGAGCAACAAGGAGGGAGAGGGUGGAUAAGAGAUUUUCAAAGGCGCAAAGGAAUCCUAUUUUGAUGACGAGGUCCUCGAGCCGAAAGCAGGAGAGUCUUCUCCUUCACCAGAAGAUGUUUGUGAGGUAUCGGGUCGACUCUGUUUCGUGCUUCAUCUCAUCUCGCCCCAACCAACGACAGACUUCUCGCCGAGAGGACUGGGAUGAAAGUCCCUCUCAUCCUCAGAUUCUCCCUCCUCAAGUGCGAGGCCUCGAUGCCGAGACUCCCGACACUUCUGACUUCCCAGCAGACGAAUCCUGGAGAUCGACAACCUCCUCCACAGGAGACCUCACCUUCUCUCCGACCUCUGCGAUGCUCUCCGAGAUCUCAACAACAGUCGGUCAGUUGGUCUCUCUGUCAAACCUGUCGCUGAUCUCCCACAGGCUGAGCUCGGACCUCGCCAAGGUCUUGGAAGUCUGCAACGAGGUGAGAGAGGAGUCAGCAGGGAACCAUUUCGCGAGGUCAUCCCGCAAUCGGGACAUCCGCCAUCUUUUUACGAGCUGCUCGGUGGACAAGGCCAUCUUCGUUGCCUUUCUGUCAUUGAUUGAUUUGAUGUCGAAUCUGCUCCUCUCCUCAGACUUGGUCAGGAUGUUGGGUCAGCAGCGCAUGGUUGCUGUCGACAGGCACGAGCCCGUUCGAGGUCUGCGCAACUCGCUGGCGGUCUGCUUCGCUGCAGCUUUUAACGACGAGGUUCUGAUGGAGGAGGCCUUUCUCGAACAUGGAUCUCCAAACUCUUUCUUGCUUAUCGAUCCCGUUGUCUGGUGGGAAACUUGCCGUCACAGGGAUGCAGCUCGAAUCACAUCAGGGACGGCGCGACUCAAAAAAGGAAUCCGAUCUACUGGGAUAGCACAUUCACUCGGAUCGAGCACAUCAAAGCUGAAGAACUUCCCCAGCGUCAAAGAACGGGAUUUGGAUCGGGUAUUUUCAGCAGAUGCAGGCAAGCUUCGCAUGUUUUCAGCUCUGUUUGCCAUGAGGAGGAGAAAUCUCAAAUGUCUUAGAAAGAUCAUCCGACAUGUUGCCUUCGUUCCUCUCGCCCAGGUCAAUCAGUUUGAUGUGGUUGAAGAUGCUUUCAACUUCUUUCUUGAUGGUUUGCAACCCUUUCUCGGCAAGCUGAGUGGCUCGAAGACGCUGAAAGAGGCGAAGUUGGAGGAGAUACUGAGAGAGAUGUUGGUGGGAUUUCAAGAGAGCACGAGAAGAACAAAGUCAGAUGUCCUAAGAUUUGAGGAUUCUUUCUCUUAUGGCUUCCAACUGGAUCAAGAAGUAGUCAAACUCGACCGGCUGAUGAUCAGAUGUAUCAGACUGCAUUGCUUGAGUACCGCAGAACACCUUUUGGAAAGACUGAGCGUGCAAGAAAUCAAAGACAACUGGAUCGACAUUGCAGAAGCUGCUGUGGAGGAAGGGAACUGCGAGUUCUUGAAAGCUUUCUUUGAGAAGAGCGGGAGCUUUCACGGCCACAAUAAUCUGGUCCCCCUUGCACUCAAGAGUGAAUCAUGGGACAUCCUUUAUGAAGUAGUUUGCUACGCUCACCGCAACAUGCCAUCACCGUGUUGGGAAUACCUCCUUACAAAGAGUUUCGGCGCUCAUGGCUCUCCUGUCUUCGCCUCUUCGUCAAGGACACAUGACGGGCAUCUCUUGGCUGUUCUGAGACGAGAGUUCAAAGUGAACAGGAAUCGUCACGUCACGCAGCAUCUCGCACCCGCCGUGAUCGAUGACGAUGACAACCUACUUCUACAGCUCAACAGCUUCGUGGACGAGUUUGACUUCCCAGUGGAUCAACCGAAUACGGUUGGGCCCAACAAGAAUCAUCGGAAUCGUCGCUACCUCAAGCACAUCGCUCGCUUCUUCCCGGAGAGAUCUCGAUCCCAAUACAACCUCACGCAGCGAAGAUGCAGCAAGAUGCUGCUGAUGGCGGCAAUUCGUCUGUACAGCACGAGACUUACACUCGAUCAAUCGUUCCAAUUCAUCGAUUGUGUCGCUGAUAUUCACCACAAGCUUUGCGGGAGUCGUUUCCUAUUGCGUAAGCUCGAAAUCGUUGUUGUCGCUUUGGCCAUCACAAACUUCUAUAUCUCUCAUAACAAUGAGAUCGACCGACAGUUUGCCGUGAAAGAGUUCCCGCGUCUUCAUGGGAUUCUGCACUCCUUUCGUCUUUCAUGCGUGGAUGGAGAUGUCACAGCCUGCACGAGUCUUCUCCUUCAACGUGAAGUUGCUUCACUUGUCAACUUGCCCAUGGGAGGCGAUGUUGCGGUUCACCUUGCUGCUCAUCGAUCGGACAAGUGGGCAGAGGGCUGGGUAGAGAAGAACCCAGGGAGAGUCAAGUGUACUUGUCUUCACCUUGCGAUCAUGUCGAGAAGGCCUGAGAUAGCACGACUGCUGUUGGACCAUCAUGCGGACCCGACCGUAGCGAUCAAAACGGUUGACAAUGACUUUGUUCAGUCCACCUUGCAUCGUUUGUUAGUCUCUGCCCCUCCUCGCUGGAGAGUGAGGAGCAAAGAUCAGCAGCUCCCAACACAGGACGGAGGAAGCGAGGAGGAUGUUUGGGAUACCCUUCUCGUUCGUGUCGUCACCGAUGAUCGUGUCAAGAUAGAGCAAGAGAGUGACAUAGAGGUCAAACACUUUCCGUGGAAGUUGGACGUGAUCUCGCUGGCAAUUUGCAAAGGUUAUGAAAGCGCUGCGCUGGCAGCGCUGAAUAGAGAAGAUGCAAAGACGUUCAUCAACGGAAAGUCUACCUUCAUAUCAGCAGUCCGUAUGGGAUCAUUGCGAUUCAUCCAGCGCUUUGUCGAAAGAGGUUUCAUCGACGGUAUGAGGCAAGAUGAUGUCGACACCAUCAUGGUGGAGCUCGAGAAGUUAAACCAUGUCUCUUCAGGAACUCUUCUCCCCCCCAUCGCAGCACAGGUCAUCUCUGCACAUCGUCGUGGGGCAUGCCACAUCAGCACCUCCGUGGCUCUGCGCCUUGCUGCGGUUGCAGGUUGUGUGGAGGAAUUAGACGAUCUAGUGCGAGCAGCGAGCGAGGACAGUGACGGGUUCAGCGAUAGCCUGUGCUUCCCUUCAGAUCCUCAGUGUCUCCAAGGCUUCUCCGGGCUUUCCCUCAUGAUGAUCUUGUCUCGGACUCGUCACCUCAAACUGAUGGGAGUUGUCAACAGGCUGAAAGUCAGCUCUCUUGAAACACAUCAAGUCUCCAGGGUCGUUGAGACAAAGAUGGGCAGGAAGGAAUUGAUUUUCAAGCUCAAUGCUCUUCAGUUCGCCAUUCUGUUUGGGACAGAAGAAAUGGCAUGCAGCAUGUUACAGUCCUUUCCAACUGCUGUCGAGCUAGAUGACAUCUCUGCCUCAUUGAACUUUCAUCCCCUCCUUGGCAGUACCAGUCUGCUCCACGUCGCAUGUGCUAGGGGAUUUGCUGAUCUGUCGACCAUGAUGCACGAACUUGGGGUGAGGAGGGAGCAACGAGAUGGGAGCGGUCUCUCAGCCUCUGACUGCCUCUGCAUGGGAUCACAACGUGAGUUCAAGGUAGGAUGGUACUUCCACGACGUUUCCUUCCUGGACAGGCGGUCUUUCAACCCCUUCGUCUCUCUACUUGCAGCAGGACGAUUGCAGUCGGAGCUUGCGCGGGACGGGGAGGGCAGGGAGGUUAAGGUCGACAGGGAAGAGCUGAGAGCUGUGUGGAAGAUUCACUUUGACGCCGCGAGAUUCAAGAUUGUCAAGAUCGUUGACAAGAGCAGCAGCAGCAGCAGCAGCAGCAGCAGCAGGCCUCUCCGGACUCCGCACAUCCGCCUCAGACGCUUUCAGGACAACCUCGGACCCUCCCUGCUUGCUGCAAUCUUCGGGGUCGGGGACGCUCAGGACCUCAGCAAUGCGUGCUGGUUCGCAGCCUUCACAGGAAACCUGUCGAAACGGGUGAUGAUGUUGUCAGACGACUUCGGACUGCUUGCUGACGACUGUCCUCUCCAGAAGUCAUUGGGCACCCUGCGAGGAGACAUGCUGUGGUCAGGGCUGUGGACGUCAGUGUUGAAGGGGCAUGGCGAGUUUGCGAGGCAUCUCCUGGAUCAGCUGGAGCCUUGCAAGUCGUUGGACGCGCUGUGGCCGAGGGUGCGGAGGAGGAAUACGCUGCAAGCCAGAGCGAAAGUUGAUGAGCUUGACUUGGACGAGAAGGAGGAGAUUCUGCUCUGGCCGCACGUAGAGAUGCCGUUGAGGUGGAUCGUCAGCAGGCGGGCAGGAUGGCAACACGAGGAGGACGAGGAAGGAUGGGAGACGCUGUGGGCUUUCUUCGAGCUUGUGAUGAUCAGCAAGUACGACGAACUUGCUUGCAAACUCUUCGAUUACUGCGUCGAGUGCGACGGGGACACCUUCAUGCACCGUCUGAACCGUCGGAGGGCCGGGCAGAAUCUCUUCAUGCUCGCCUAUAUGAACGGCAACUUUCAAACUCUCGCACUCUGGACGUCCUACGGGCUCCCCCAUGAUGUGAGCGAAUGGAUGGCGACGAGAGGCCUCGAUGAGCAAGACGUUGAAAUGUCAGAGAGAAACCUGGCUGCCUGUCUUGUACUGAUAAAGUUGGACGACAGACGAGGAAGUUCGAUUGCGAGAGGCCCGAGGAGGUUCAGAGCUUCGCCUCUCCUUCGCCUUCGCAUCCUGCAGGCCCAGGAGCGUUGGAAGGGGACCGAGUACUCCUCCUCCUUCGUCUUCCCGGACAUCGAGGCCAUCCUGUUAGCCAGGAACAGGCACAGUAGAGACUGCAUGUGGCGCGAGUGCGUGGAGACGCCAGAAGAGGCCCAGGAGGAGCAGAUGGAGGCGUCAGAUGACUCGACAUCAGCAGAUCUUUUCCGCUUCCUGUACAGCAAGAGAAUCCCUAUCACCUUUAGUCGUGCUCCUCGCUUCGGCCCAAGACUUGUGCUAAGGACUUCUGUGACAGGGCAGGAGGAGGAGGAGAGAAUGAGGGAAAUGACAGCAGGAAUGGGGAAGCUGGGUCAAGUGGACGUCAAAACCGAGGAUGAGGAUGCAGAGUUGAAACAUGAUAGACACGGAACCGGCAUGGCGGGGGAAAUGGAGGAGGAAAAGGAGGAGGGGGAAAAGGCGGCGGCGGAGGAGGAGGAGGCGACGGCAGGGGAGGAGGAGGAGGACAGAGAGAAGGAUUUCUACUGA
Messenger RNA from Guillardia theta CCMP2712, 10176 nucleotides. RefSeq lists its product as hypothetical. Lineage: Eukaryota; Cryptophyceae; Pyrenomonadales; Geminigeraceae. The coding region runs from base 1 to 10176 and encodes 3391 amino acids. Gene Ontology annotation, molecular function: protein binding. The transcript has 31 exons. The record is from RefSeq and is a predicted model, not a curated record.